This is a messenger RNA of Psylliodes chrysocephalus, 1835 nucleotides long. Lineage: Eukaryota; Metazoa; Arthropoda; Insecta; Coleoptera; Chrysomelidae. The record is from the annotation of a GenBank genome assembly.
UUAUUAGGUUUACAGAUUAUCAAUUGGUAGUAGGUAGGUAUUUUAAAUUGACCUUUGCAGUGUUUCGGUCAAAAAUGAUACUGGUGGUAUUUUGUUUAUAUAGCAUUAUUUGUUUUGCCAAUUCAAAUGGAGAAUUUGUAUCAGAUUAUAUCAUUAACAAUGAAAAGUGCCAACUACCGAAUUUUCCACCGUUUUCUGAUGAACUCAAACCAAUUCUGAAAAAGUUACCACCUGUGAAUUGUUCUGUAAGAGACUUACUCACUUAUACAUCGGUGGAAAAUAAUACAGCAUAUUUACAUAUUAAAACUGAAAAUAUUAAUCAAUAUUAUGACGAAAAUGAGAUGGUUAAUUGUUUUUUUUGUUAUGUUAGAAGAUCUGGCAGUGCCGAGGAACCAGAUACUGGAAUAAGCAACUCAGCAUGCACUUUUUUCAACUCAACUGUUAAACUUGAAGAAAACACUAUUGAAGUUGAGUGUAUCGACGAUAGAACCCGAACUGUUUAUAAAAACGUGCACGAAUUGAUAACAGUAUCAAAUUCGAUUAACCACAGACUGCACAAACUUACAAAAACCCUUAAGAAACAAAACAAAAAAGCUUUGAGUGUUUUAUUUGUCGUUAUCGAUGGCAUUUCUAGAAUCAGUUUUGGUAGAAAUAUGGCCAAAACAAAGAAAUUUUUAUUAGAUAAUGAUUUUUCGGAAUUUGUUGGUUACAGCAAAAUUGACGACAAUACUAUUCCAAAUUUUAAUGCCUUGAUUACAGGUCUCGAUUAUAAUCACACAAAAAGUAUCUGCAAACCAGGCGUCACAGGUCAAUUGGACUUCUGCCCUAUGAUAUGGUAUGAUUUUAAAAAACAUGGAUAUGUAACGGCAUAUGCAGAAGAUUGGGCGUAUCUUAACACAUAUGGACACAAUGGUUUUAAAAACCCUCCAACAGAUUAUUAUUUUAAACCUUAUUUCGAAGCAGCGACAGACUUGGGAACAGUUAAGGUCGAUACAGCGCCAUAUUGUACUGGACCUGAAACAGAUGGUGACAGAACUUUAAACCUUGCAAGAGAUUUUACUUCUACGUUUAAAAAUCAACCAAGUUUCGGAAUUUUUUGGAUGAACACCUUCAGUCACAAUCACAUAAACUCGCCUUCGCGGUUUGAUGACAAAAUGCUUAAAUUUUUUGAAGAUUUGAAGAACAACGGCAUAUUUAAUAAUACCUUAAUACUGCUUUUAUCAGACCAUGGAGUACGCAAUGGAAGAAUUAGACUAACACGUCAAGGAUGGUACGAAGAACGCUUGCCCAAUAACUUCAUUUCGAUACCCUCAUGGUUUAAAGAUGAAUAUCCAGAAAAAUAUGCAAAUUUGAAAAUGAACUCAAAAAAAUUCACAAGUACUUUCGAUGUCUAUAUGACUGUACAGGAUGCACUGUCCAUGGCUGUAGAUGAUUAUGAAAUGAAGCCAAGCCAAGGAUGUCCAAAUUGUGCGUCAUUGUUUUCUAGAAUUCCUGAGGUACGCUCUUGUUCUGAGGCUGGUGUUCCAGAAGAAUGGUGCACUUGUUUAGGACUAUUAGAUAACAACCAUCCGGAUUUGACAGAUGAAAUAAAGAAAGAGACAUUGGACUUUAUCAAUAAUUCAGAUAUUAUUUCUAACUUCAGUCCUAAAAUAAAAGAUCUUGUUUCGUUUAGAAUGACGUAUUUCCAUAAACAUGCAUAUAGUGUGGUUACAGUUCAGAGUGAUAGUAUUUUUUAUUUAAUUGUGUUGAGAGGUUCUGAAAGUCCCAUUAAAUUUGACAAAAUAUUAAACCUUAUUACUAUAGGUAAAUCUGAAGAAACUUUUAAUUACAUAUAA